AGACUCUGUCUCAAAAAGAAAAAAAAAAACCGUGCAUGGGCAGAAAGGUGGCAACUGGAUUUAAAACCGUGGAACUUCUAGAUUAUUACAAGAGAUUUAUGAAAGAGAACUGCCAUCAUGAUGGAAGGGAACUUGGUGAAUUCAGAACCAUAACUGUCAACAUAAGUUCAAUUAGUACUGCAGAUGAUUCUGCCCUAGUGAAGCUGGGAAAUACUACAGUACUUUGGGGAGUUAAAGUGGAAUUUGCAGCACCACCAACAGAUGCCCCUGAUAAAGGUUAUGUUGUUCCUAAUGUGGAUUUACCACCCCUGUGUUCAUUGAGAUUUCGGUCUGGACCUCCUGAAGAAGAGGCCCAAGUGUCUAGCCAAAUCAUUGCAGAGGUCACUGAAAAUUCACAGAUAAUUCAGAAAGAUUUAUGCAUAUCUCCAGGAAAGCUUGCUUGGGUCCUAUACUGUGAUCUCAUUUGCCUUGACUAUGAUGGAAACAUUUUGGAUGCCUGCCCAUUUGCUUUAUUAGCAGCUUUAAAAAAUGUACAGUUGCCUAAAGUUACUAUAAAUGAAGAAACUGCUUUAGCAGAAGUUAAUUUAAAGAAGAAAAGUUAUUUGAAUAUUAGAACUCAUCCAGUUGCAACUUCCUUUGCUGUGUUUGAUGACACUCUGCUCAUAGUUGACCCUACUGUAGAGGAGGAACACCUGGCAACUGGAACCUUAACAAUAGUAAUGGAUGAAGAAGCCAAGCUCUGCUGUCUGCACAAACCAGGUGGAACACUGGAGCUAAACUUCAGGACUGUAUGAGCCAAGCAGUUACAAGACACAAAGAAGUAAAAAAGCUGAUGGAUGAAGUAAUUAAUAGUACGAAACCCAAAUAAACAGCCACCAUGUUUUCAAAACAGAUUUGUAAAAAUUAUAUUUGUUACACUGUGCACAAAUCUUUUAUACUAAAUAAAUACCAAACUACAUUCUUCU
Molecule: messenger RNA, 965 nt
Organism: Nycticebus coucang (slow loris)
Lineage: Eukaryota; Metazoa; Chordata; Mammalia; Primates; Lorisidae
Product: exosome complex component RRP43-like
Exons: 1
Coding region: 36-794 (252 amino acids)
Biological process (GO): U4 snRNA 3'-end processing; U5 snRNA 3'-end processing; exonucleolytic trimming to generate mature 3'-end of 5.8S rRNA from tricistronic rRNA transcript (SSU-rRNA, 5.8S rRNA, LSU-rRNA)
Cellular component (GO): cytoplasmic exosome (RNase complex); nuclear exosome (RNase complex)
Source: RefSeq, a predicted model, not a curated record